AUGGUGGAAACUAGGGCACAUGCAAAACUCAAAAAGAAAACAGUCGAAAUGACUUCCGAGGCUCCUGAGUCCAGCUCACCAAUCACUAUGACCGAGACCGAACACGCGGUUAGAAUCUCGGCCAGCGGUCCAAUGACGACGGAUCGCAAGGCCAAGUCCAUGGGAGAGCAAGCAGUCGUGGAAGAUCUGAUGGUAAAGCAGGCCUACAGGAUAGAAACAUCCUUUAUGGCCUCAAUGGACAGAUUCUCCUCAGAGCUACGGACGUUUUUUCAGGAAAGGAUGCCGGUGACAUCGUCCGCAACGCGUCCUAGAGCUGGACAGAGAGGCCAAAAGCGCGAGAGGUUCGAGCCCUACGGUGAAAGCAGCAGCCUCGUCGUCUCUGGCCGCACCCAAGCGUCAGGUUACGGCCAGCAUUCUCAGCCCCCGACAAACAGCUGGGGGCAAUCCCAGCCAACAUGGGUAAAUCCCGUACCGACCUACCCAGCAGAGACGACAUACGGCCCACUCCGUGCUUUGGCCGUGAAACUAGGGCAAAGCAGCCCCACACAAUCCGCGGUCCAGCAACUUGGCCCAGUCCACACUGUUGUUGGUCCAUCGUAA
Messenger RNA from Prunus armeniaca (apricot), 600 nucleotides. Lineage: Eukaryota; Viridiplantae; Streptophyta; Magnoliopsida; Rosales; Rosaceae. The record is from the annotation of a GenBank genome assembly.